This is a messenger RNA of Acromyrmex echinatior (Panamanian leafcutter ant), 393 nucleotides long. RefSeq lists its product as uncharacterized. Gene Ontology annotation, biological process: regulation of transcription by RNA polymerase II. Lineage: Eukaryota; Metazoa; Arthropoda; Insecta; Hymenoptera; Formicidae. The record is from RefSeq and is a predicted model, not a curated record. Gene Ontology annotation, molecular function: RNA polymerase II transcription regulatory region sequence-specific DNA binding; DNA-binding transcription factor activity, RNA polymerase II-specific.
AUGUUGGAAAAUCGCUAUACCAAGUGUAUCGCCCUCGAAGGCAUGUUGAAAUAUGUAUGGUUUCAAAACAGACGGGCAAAGUGGAGAAAGCAAGCACGGUUACAAUUGCUGCAGGAUGCGUGGAGAAUGCGAUGCUUGGGUUUAGGAAGCGCUACGCCGCUGCUUCUCGGCCGAUCAUCUACUGGUGGUCUUGAGAGGACUAGCGACGCGUCCUCAACUUCUCCGUCAUCCUCAGCUCUUACGGGCUCGCCGAAUACGACUGACAAGUUACCUGAGAUUGGCAAUCCCGUAUCGGUCUGCAGAGAUUUUCGAAUCUUGUCUUCACUGCCACCUGGUCAACCUCCGAGUGACCUUGACUUUGACUUUGAUCUUCAAGAAGGUCAAGGUCAUUGA